Molecule: messenger RNA, 4158 nt
Organism: Folsomia candida
Lineage: Eukaryota; Metazoa; Arthropoda; Collembola; Entomobryomorpha; Isotomidae
Exons: 10
Coding region: 382-3663 (1093 amino acids)
Source: RefSeq, a predicted model, not a curated record
CGUCGCAUUUUAAUCGGGGUUGUGCAGUUUCCUCCAGUUUUCAUAAUUUGGAUUUGAAUUUUGAACCUUCCGUGACCUCUUCACUCCUCCCUUUUCUUUUUCAUGAAGGUCGUUUCGUGGGCUUCUCCCAUUGGCUGCCAGACUGAGAGAGCCCACUUCUAGGCAGCUCUAGGCUUCCGUCUCUGUGGAAAUCCUCGUCUAAAUUUUUCAGUGUCCAACAACGACUCCGAGGAAGAACAAGUGCCUCAAGUAGUCUCCCCUCGGCUAGAAGUGUAAUUUUUUGAUAGCAUCACUUUUUCUAAUUAUUGUAAUUGGCUCAACGUGUGUGUGACACUGUUUUGGUCUCCUUCCUUCCUGCACAGGUUCCUAUAUCCCAUCAGGAUGGAACUCCAAAUCAACAGUGGUAGUGAUCAAUGUCACAACAGCGACACCAAAAUUUGUAAUGGUAGAAUUAGUAGUGGUAGUAGUAGUGGAAAUUAUGACAAAGUGGAGGAGGAGGAGACGUGUAGUAGUAGGAGUAAGAAGGGGAAAGGGCGGAUUAUGUAUGAUAAAAGCUUUCUCAUGAAGUGCUCCAAGUCUGCUGUCUCACGGCAAAAACCAGCCGAUUUUCCUCUACCAGACUUGGGAUGUACUUUGGGUGCUCUCAAGUCGUCGAAACCUGCGACCCCGGUUCCGCCUAGCGUGUAUGUAGCACCACGCAGGAAAGACGAGAUUGGUGCAGGAGGCGGUAACGGGGGACGACGUGGUCUCGAUCCCAGUGACAAUAUCAGUCUAAGACCUCACAGCGGCUCUUUCGUUGGCGGUUGUUCUCCCGUGUCAACUUCCCAGUCGAAGUACUACGACCACCGAACCGUCCGUGAUAACAACAGAGGAGACCGUGAUAGAGAUAACAGAGGAGAUCGUGACCCACCUCAGCCUGGAUACCGGGACCGAAUGAAUUAUCGAGACGACCGAGACACCGGUGAUCGUGAUAGGAGGGGAGGAGACAGAGAUCGAGACCGCGAUCGCGAUCGACCCAACAACCGAGCUGGUGAGUCCGGACGUCCAGAACGAGUUGUCUACAACUCGCGGUGGGGUGAGAAGCCGGAAAGUGGCUGGGACUCGUCCUCGUCAAACUCGGUCUACCAUGAUACUCAAGGAGGUGGAGGAGGAAGCAACAAGUGGAAUAAUUAUGCACCAAAGAAUGGUCGUGGCGACGGAAUCUCGUCUGGACCAGGAGGACAUUAUGAGAAAAAAGAACAUCAUCACGGUGGUCAUCGAGAUUACAAUAAUCGGCGAGGAGGACGUGACAACCCUCGAAACGACGAACAGGAUGAACCUGAGUGGUUCUCAGGUGGUCCAACCUCUCGACAUGAAACCAUGGAGCUAAGAGGUUUUAUGGACGACGAACGGAAGGAUAUGGCCAACGCAGGCGGCGAUAAGAAAAAUAAUCACAAAGAGAUUACUAAGGGAGCGACUGAGACUGAAAAACCAUCUGAGACUGCACAACCCCCACAAGAUUUUUCCACGUCGCAUGGCUUCUCCACUGCUCAACAGAAGGAAGAACAACCCGCCGUGGAUUCAGCCUUCAGUUUGGAAAAGAUAUUGCAAAUGGAAAAGAUUCCAGGAAUCCAUAACGAGUCGGAGGAGGGAAUUUCGAGAUUUUCUAAAUUUUUUCAAAAGAAUUCUGAAAAUGAGCAAAAGACUGCGGAGCCUAUACCGCCUCCAAACAAGAUGGAGGCUGGGAGCAGCUAUAUCCCUAGCGAAAAGAUCUUGUUUGUAAACCUUCUCCGAUCGUCGUCUCUCGCAACAAACACGAGUGUUGUCCAUACGCCUGAGGAGUCUGGGCCUGCAGAAGAUAAGAAGGAGAUUGUUGCCGAAAUGGGGAAUGCGUUGCGAAACAUGCUACAAAUAACUUCCAAGAAGAAUGCUCCAGCAGAUACAUCGGCACCACCAGCUCCAUCAGACCCAUCAGCACCACCAGCUCCAUCAGACCCACCAGGUCCAUCAGCACCACCAGCUCGACCACCAGGUCCAUCAGCACCACCAGCUCGACCACCACGUGCAUCUGAACUACCACCUCAACCACGACCACCAGUUGGACCACGCAACCAUGGUCCCAUUGGUGAACCCAAGAAAACCGAACCGACAACUGAGCCGCUUCCGCAAUAUCUUGGCGACCCCGAUAAUCCAUACUUCGCGGAAUGGCAGGAAAGACAUAGAAAUAUCCAUAAGCCCGACCUCAAGGCGUUGCUCGCUGGCCAACCGAAAGAGAAAGAGACUGGGGAUCUGAGAGCUCUGCUUCUCAAAUUAAUCCGAAACCCAGCAGACAAAAUAACGAAUUCUCAUCAUAAGGGAGUGCCACCUAAUCCAGCCGGGGCCGUCGGUCGACCUCCUUCCAGAUCUCCUGGUAGUGCCGGGCCUCUUUUCGAACGACCAAGUUCUAGACUUGCUCAACAACCCGAUUCCAGUCUUGACUCUCCAUCCACGUCAGGUCUUGAGCCAAUAAGUUCAGAGACUGAACUCGACGAGUCACAGGAUUCGAUGUACAGAUCCGAUAUGCAAUACACCCUUCUGCCCGACGCGAGCAUUCAGCCACAAAUGGAAAACAUUGAACGGAGAUCUCCUGGAGGAAUGCAUGUCAUGCAUGAAAAUGGCACAUUUAGCGGCAUCAUGCCCAUUGAUAAUACUAACAUGAUGAUGGGACCACCCAUUCCAAUGCAACAACAGCAAUAUAUUCAACAACAGCAACCACAACCAGGUUUCAACGUAUUUGAAACCUUGAUCCGUUCACAUGUGACACCCAACCAAGUGCCGCUCACUACGUUAAUGGUAACACCGGUGGAGACUUGCACAGCUCAACAGAUCUUGGGCUUGUUGCCCAUAGAAAUUGGACGACUUGUGCAACAAGUCAACCCAGAUGAACAUUUUUGGAAUUUAUCCGAGCAUCAAGAGUUACUUAAUGCUGUUUCUACUGGCAAAUACACUUUUAGGACUCUACUCCAGGAUUUAAUUAAUGGAACUUCGUAUCCCCCACCGACAUUUGCGGCGCUUUUACAAAUUAUUCUUUCUGGGCGGCUAAAGAUUCCAACAUAUCGACCUCCCGAGCCAGCAUUCAUUUUGCAAAAAUUUAACCCGGUGCCGGUCCAGCCUCAACAGUUUCAAAUGCAGCAACAGCAACACCCGAUGCAAAGAAUGCACCACCACCAACAGCAUCCUCAACAACAAUAUCGACAUGGAGGUCAACACCACUACGACCAUGAUCAAAUGCGACGCAAUGCAGGCACUCCUGUCUCAAACAUGGCUGCUUUUACCCCCACCAGUGUGAUGCGAAAGAUGACAGCCUCGCCAAAGCCUUCUCACCAGCAGAAUCGCCGCACUCCUCCAGUCAGUCAUCCCGAAUUAAACACGGCAAAUUUCAGCAUGAUUGUUCAACAAUUGACCGGGCAGCAGCACAUGCAGCAACAACAGCAACCGCAACCGCAUCACAUGCCCGUUCGUCAACACCGUAUCACAACUCCUCUUCCGAUACAUCCUGCUCAAUAUCAAGCUAUGCGUCAAGGCCAAAUGAUGAUGCCACAGCCGCCACGACCUCAACAAAUGAUGAUGCAUCAUCACCAGAACUUCGCUCCCGUUCGAAAUGUGAACCACCACAAUUCGCGUCACGAUAUGCCGCCGCAUUAGUUAAGCUUCGUUGCUAGUUUCUAUAUAAAUCAAAUUUUUCGUUCAUUCUAAGUCGCCAUCGUCUUCGUAAAAAGCAUGAAAAAGAAAUAAUCAGUCCUUGUUUAAGUUAUUAUUGAUAUCAAUAUCAUGAAUUGAAUUAUACAUCAACAAUGUUUCCUACACAAAGUAAUAAUAAUAAUAAUUGCCUUGAAAGAUUAUUAUGACACGAUCAGUUGGUAAAUAUGUGGGCGAUAAUAUUAGAAUUAAAAAGCAUGAGGAGCAAUCUCCAAAGGAAAGGUGUACAUGCAGCUAUAGGUCAUUCCACACCUUAAUAAUUUGUAACAGUAUUUCAAUCCCGAUAAAAACAAGAACCAUCCUACACUACAGUAACUACGAUAAUAAUGCCAGAAAUGAUUAGAAAACCAAAAACUGUCUAAAUUUUCCUCGGGGAGUCGUAUUGUUGCGUUUUCUUCCGUUUUCGAAACGAAAUAAAGAAAAUGUAUUAAGUUUCAAAAA